GUGAAAGCAAAGCGCGCACUAUAUAUAAGGGCUAAAGAUCUAAUUUAAAAUAAAUUUGCAUACACACUCGUUUAAGGAAUUGUCAACGUAAACUUUAGACUUAAAACAGGCGUCUUUGUAUGCAACAUUCAUUUAUUCUCCCGUAUCCCCAAUAUCUUGGCCAUUUUAGGAGGCAUAAAAGGGGAGAGAGAGAGGGGGGUCAUACAAUACUCAGUAUUUCCAAAAAUUCUUAAAUCUCGGAUUCAGUUUAGCACAUAACAUUGCUUUUUUCAUCCUGGUUAUAUACGGGAUGUAUAGAGAUACGAGAUACGCACGAAGAAAAUAUUCUAGUAACUGAUGUGUCAGAGGCGCGACGUAUUUUGCUGCAAAUCUUUCGGUUUCGGUUAUUCUUUGCUCUGCCUUUUGUAAGAAUGCAGUGACAAUUGAGAAUCGCAGAAGGAUUUCACACAGUUGUGGAGAAGUUGGGUUAGUCAACAUCACACUACAAUAUUAUUGCGGCUGCACAGAAUCAAUCGUUUAUGCAUCCAGACAAUGGAGGAAUGUGAUGAGUGGGAGCCAGUCCAGAAUGGUCCAGCACAAUGACACUGACCUCACAGCUGAGCCACAGGGUCCAUCCAAUGCAGCCGAGCUCUCCGCGCCCGGCCCAGUGGUACCAACACACUUUCGCCCCUUUCGCCACCAGCAGGACUGUGACCUCAUCACCGAGACCAUGCAUUACUUGACCCAAAGUGGAUUUUACUGGGGUCCUCUGGAAGUGGAUGAGGCACACGCACAACUGGCUAAACUCCCCCUCGGGACAUUUCUGCUCCGGGACAGCAUGCAGACGAAUGUGUUUUUCACUCUGAGCUAUCAGGCCCCAGAAGGCCCGACUAGCGUGCGAGUGCUCCUUAAGGAUGGGGCAUUCAGUUUAGCAGGAAGUAAACACGCGUUCCUGUGCCUUUUUGCCCUUUUAGCCUACUACAUUGCGUCCCCCAAAAAGAGUUUGAGUAGGCCUUAUCGCGGAGAUGCGCCACAGAGACUGCAAGAACUGGCAAGAAGGGCUGUAAUGCGUAGCUGUGGGAAAGAACACAUUCAACAGCUUCCUUUAAGCAGGAAUCAUAAAGAAUUUCUAUGGUUGUACCCUUUUAGUAUAUGAGUAGGCUAUGUGCUGUUGACAUGUUACGGAUGUUGACAUUGUCUUUAAGAAAACGUGUUUUUGUCAUUUCAUUGGAUUCUGAAGUUUGGCUAUAUGAACAUAGUGUAUUUAUGUGUGUGAAGAUAGUUUGGACUACAUGCAGUACAAAACAGUUUUAUUUGAAAUGCGGCAUGCGAAAACCUCCAAAUUGGCAGUUAAUGGUUCAUUGCUAAAUUUGUUACUUUUACAAAGUGUUGUAUGUCUUUAUAAGUGAAUGUAAAACUAUUUAACACACAAGACUGGGAGUAUCAAAUAUCAGUAUGGAACUUUUGGUACAUUUACAUGAGGUAGUUUGUGUAAUCUGUAUUUUGUAUUUUAUGGCAGUGUCUGCCAUGCAGACAUUUAAGGCAUUUCACUAGUUUGGUGUACAUUGGUGAUAUUUUGCGGUUGUACAAUAAACUUUAUUUAUUACAUUGAUUUAACGAUUUACAGUUGCGGUCGAUUUAAUUUACUGUAAUCUCUAUCUCUGUUUUUCUUUCACUUAGCAUUAACCACUAAAGCGUUGAUUGUAAUCUGACCCAACUAGGAAUACUACAAAGGUACUUGAUUCAAAGAAAUAGCCUCAUCUAGUGGAAGUACCUGAAACUAUGGAAGGGUAUCAGUCAGCCCAUCCACGAAUUAAGAAAAUAACAAUAAUCAGCAGACAAAACAUUUAAAGCUAUUGUAACUUUUUUAUUGAAAGCCACUAAAACAUCAAUGCACUAAAACACAUCUAUCAAGGUCUGUUGUUUUAUUUAGUCUUGGUGAUCGAAGGAUGGUCCCAUGUAGAUCAAAUUGAUAAAAAAGCAUGUCUGAUUUUUCUGAUGUGUUCCAAGUGUACUUUCUGAUUAUUGUAUAUUUGUGUGCUGUAUGUUAUUAUAUUUGAUGUUUUUACAUUUGCAGUGUGAAAAAACUUUUAAAUUUUUUUUUACAUGAACUAUUCAGCCAGAUUGUAUUUUUCUUAUGCCAUUCAUUCAUUCACGUUCUGUGCAAACAUAAUGGUUCUCAUAAAGUCUUGAAAGGUUCAUAACAAGGAAUUCAAUUUGUGAAUCUUCAGGCUGACUAUUAAGCAAUAUAGUCAAGAUUUACUG
This is a messenger RNA of Triplophysa rosa, 2244 nucleotides long. It is a transcript of the gene socs1b, whose product is annotated as suppressor of cytokine signaling 1b. Gene Ontology annotation, molecular function: 1-phosphatidylinositol-3-kinase regulator activity. The transcript is spliced from 2 exons. Gene Ontology annotation, biological process: phosphatidylinositol phosphate biosynthetic process; intracellular signal transduction. The record is from RefSeq and is a predicted model, not a curated record. Gene Ontology annotation, cellular component: phosphatidylinositol 3-kinase complex. NCBI's taxonomy places the organism in Eukaryota, Metazoa, Chordata, Actinopteri, Cypriniformes, Nemacheilidae. The coding region runs from base 545 to 1135 and encodes 196 amino acids.